Durio zibethinus is the source of this 1365-nucleotide messenger RNA. NCBI's taxonomy places the organism in Eukaryota, Viridiplantae, Streptophyta, Magnoliopsida, Malvales, Malvaceae. The record is from RefSeq and is a predicted model, not a curated record.
AAACUAUUUAAAGUACUCCUGUCUUCCACUUUCCUAAGUCGCAACAAAAAAGAAAUAUCCCAUGAAUUAAACCACAAAAUCAUGGCGUUUUCAGUUCACUUUGAGUCCCAAAAUGGCAACUUUCAAGUCGAAGAAACGGACAUUCUCAACCAAUUUGACGUCGUAUCAGAUGACUCCGACCAUUUCUUCCUCAACCCCCAUCCCAAAACCAAAUCCGCCCCACCGGAGCACUUCGCCAACGCAUCAAGCACGGUCCACAGGGCGAUCAUGCAAGAAUGGAGGAUCCUGCAAAAAAACCUUCCAGAAUCCAUCUUCGUACGCGUCUACGAGAAACGCAUCGAUCUCUUAAGGGCUGCAAUCAUCGGAGCCGCAGGUACACCUUACCAUGAUGGACUCUUUUUUUUCGACUUGGCAUUUCCACCUGAUUACCCAGUAGGACCUCCACUUGUUCAUUACCGAUCUUUUGGGCUCUCGAUCAACCCGAACUUGUAUCCAGACGGGAAGGUAUGUUUGAGUUUAAUUAACACGUGGAUUGGAGAAAAGUUUCAGAAAUGGAACCCAAAGGCGACGACCGUGCUUCAGCUCUUGGUUUCGAUCCAAGCUUUGGUUCUUAAUGAAAAACCGUUUUAUAAUGAGCCUAUCAUUAAUGGAAUUUUGCCUGGAAAGACCAUCAAGGAACAAUUGUCUGUUGCUUAUAACAGGGAUGUUUUUGUCAUGUCUUGUAAGACGAUGCUGUUUCUAAUGAGGAAACCGCCUACGAAUUUUGAAGGGUUGGUUUUUGGGCAUUUCAGGGAGCGUGGGAGCUCCAUAUUAUUAGCCUGUAUGAAUUAUGUCAAUGGGAGAGUUCAAGUUGGGUGCUUCAAGAAUGAUGGAUCUGGAACAUCUGGGACAGGGAAUUUUAAGGUACCUAAGAAAUUUAAAGGGUCAUUGAAACGGUUAUAUCCAGAGCUGGCAGCAGAGUUUUCUAAGGCUGGAGCUUCUUUGGGGAAUUCCAUCGAAGAACUGAAUGUGGAGGAGGAAGAGCAGGAGAAGAAGAAGCUGGCGUGGUUUAAAAUCAAGCAGGUGACUGAGGUGAAAGUGAGAAAGGCACGUGGAGUUACUAGGAGGCUGUUUGGUAAACUAAACAAGGCUUUUGGAAUGAAACUUGGCAGAAAUGGUAGAAGCAAUCAAAACAAAGUUGGUCGAGCCAGUUUAGGCCUUGAGGUGAUAUCGACUAUGGAGUACCAAUGUCAAAAGUUGAAUCAUAGCUUGAUUCAGCAAAUGCAAACCCAGCUAAUCAGUGAGAACCCAAACCAAAUUCAGUGGCAAAUGCAGUAUUCAAAAUGUUUCAACCAUCCACUUGUUCAAGAGUGUGAAAGCUCUUAA